Molecule: messenger RNA, 1647 nt
Organism: Lachnellula hyalina
Lineage: Eukaryota; Fungi; Ascomycota; Leotiomycetes; Helotiales; Lachnaceae
Gene: faeB-1
Product: putative feruloyl esterase B-1
Exons: 1
Coding region: 1-1647 (548 amino acids)
Source: RefSeq, a predicted model, not a curated record
AUGCGUACUUCCUCUGUCUUUACCGUUUCUUGUACGUUACUGGUAUCUUAUAUCCAUAAUGUUGCAGCUGCUCUCAAUUGUUCCAAGGCCGCGUUUGUUCCCCAUCUUCCAGCAAAUACCACAAUACUCUCAGCUACAGUAGUUGCAAGUAAUGGUUCUUAUGGUGGAGGGAGUCAAGAUAAAGAUUUUCCCAAGAGUGCGACGGGACUACCUGCACUAUGUGCCGUCCAAUUACAUGUCAAUCAGGAACACAGCUCAUACAUGGUCGGGGUCUUCUUGCCCUCUAACGCCACGUACAAUGGACGCUUCAUGACAACUGGUAAUACUGGGUUUGGUGGCGGGAUCAACUGGCCUGCUAUGGGGACUUUCGUACAGUACGGCUUUGCUUCAAUGUCCACAGGCUCUGGGCACAACUCCGGCGCAGGAGAUGCUAGUUGGGCUAUAAACAACACUGAAGCUCUCACCGAUUGGGGAUAUCGUGCGAUGCACGGUUCUGUUGUGGUGGCGAAAGAGAUCGUAGCAGCCUAUUAUGGUAGCUCGGCACAAUAUUCUUACUAUUCGGCAUGUUCUGGCGGAGGUCGACAGGGCCUCAAGGAAGUUCAGCUCUACCCCGAAGACUUUGAUGGUGUCGUUGCUGGCUCUCCUCCUUGGUGGCUCACGCAUUUACACACCUGGGUGGUUCAGAUCGGCAUGUGGAAUCUCCCCGAGUCAGGCAAGAACCGUAUCCCUCCAUACAUGUUUCUCCCAAUCAAGCAUGAAAUAUACCGGCAAUGUGACCCGCAAGACGGUCAAACAGAUGGUAUCAUCAGCGACCCUUACUCCUGCAACUUCUCUUCGGCCGCUCUCGCAUGCUCCAGCACAAACUCAACCAACUGUCUGCAUCCUGCGGCAUUGGAUACCCUAAACACCCUCUACAGCGACUGGCGCGAUCCGUCCGGCAAUUUUCUUUUCCCACCUUUCGCGCUGGGCGCCGACUAUUCUGGGUUGACGAAAUCGACAUCUGCACCAAGCGGUUUCGGCACCGAUUUCGUUGCUGACAUGGUCAUGAAUGAUGCUAAUUGGAACUGGACUACGUUUAACACGUCAAUUGUAGAAAAGGCAGAUCGAUUAAAUCCUGGCGGUGCCAACGCCGAUGACUUCGACCUCUCGUCCUUCCAGAGCCGCGGCGGCAAGCUGAUCCAUUAUCAUGGGCUAAGCGACUCACUUAUCCCCGCCGGAUCCAGUAUCUUAUUCCGCGAAAAAGUUGCAGAGGCCAUGAGAAGCACUAGCCUGGAUGACUUCUAUCGCAUGUUCUUGAUUCCUGGAAUGGGACACUGUCGAAACAGCGACCUUGCGCCUUGGUACAUUGCAGGUGGUGGGCAGACUAUUGCUAGCUCGUCGCACAGCGUGCCGGGAUUCAGUGAUGCGCAGCAUGAUGUUGUUCUUGCUAUUAUGGAUUGGGUUGAGAAGGGCGACGCGCCGGACUCGCUGAUCGCUACUAAGUUCCUGGAUGAUAAAGACAGCACAAAAGUUGUCAACCAGAGACCAAUAUGUGCGUAUCCAAGCCAGGCGCAGUAUGUGGGCUCAGGAAACAUGAAUGAAUCGUCGAAUUGGGCGUGCCAAGCUGGAAAGUCAAUUAGCAUUCCCGAAGCGAAGUUGGGACAUUGA